UCUAGCCGGAGCUCCUCGAGAUCCAGCUCCCCUUCUAGACUGAAAAAAUAUUUCUGUCACUAUGAGGACUGCGGCAAGGCGUACGCCAAGCCAUCGCUACUAGAACAACACAUACGCACGCACACCAAUGAAAGACCAUUCAACUGCUCUUCUUGUGGUGAGUCGUUUAUCAGAAAAGACCAUUUGCAACGACAUAUGCUCAAACACACUGACGAGGACGCCAAACCGCUGCAUUGCUCGAUCUGCGGCAAGGGGGUGAACACCAACCAGCAUCUGCGGCGACACGAAAAAACGCAUUACAAGUCGUUCAAGUGCAGUCAUGAAAAUUGCACCGAGUCAUUCUACAAACACCAGUCUCUCAAAGCACACAUCAAUUCUGUACACAAUGCUUCGCGACUAACGUGCAAAGAGUGCGGCAAGAGCUUCAGCCGUCCAGGAAGACUCUCCGACCAUAUGGAAAAACACCACAGCGCCACGCCAAAGCUCAUUUGCGAGUAUCCUGGCUGUUUCAAGGCUUUCAAGGUGUGGUCUGCUUUGCAACUGCACAUAAAAUCCGAGCAUUCCAAGCUCUCGUGCGAUAUCUGUGGGAAGCGCUGCGUGGGACCAACAGGAUUGGCCAAUCACAUGAAGAUUCACGACGAAAUGACGGCCGUCAAGAUAUGGAGAUGCUCGCUCUGCGACGAAAGAUACCAAAAAAAGGAGGAUCUGGCACAGCAUUACGAAAAUAGCCAUCCGGACCACCAGAGCAAUGAGGAGCUCCAGUACGCCUCUUCG
Molecule: messenger RNA, 774 nt
Organism: Ogataea polymorpha
Lineage: Eukaryota; Fungi; Ascomycota; Pichiomycetes; Pichiales; Pichiaceae
Exons: 1
Biological process (GO): regulation of transcription by RNA polymerase II
Cellular component (GO): chromosome
Molecular function (GO): chromatin insulator sequence binding
Source: RefSeq, a predicted model, not a curated record